Eruca vesicaria subsp. sativa (arugula) is the source of this 486-nucleotide messenger RNA. NCBI's taxonomy places the organism in Eukaryota, Viridiplantae, Streptophyta, Magnoliopsida, Brassicales, Brassicaceae. The record is from the annotation of a GenBank genome assembly.
AUGAAGUACAUUCGAAGCAACAGCCUGAAACGUCUCUUCUCCUUCAAACGCCGCAGUUUCGACUCCGACUCUGAAAACUCAACUCCACACGCCAAAUGCGUCGAGAGUUUUCAAGAAACAGAGCAGUUUCAAAGACCCAAGUGGAAAUGUUUCUCCUUUGAAGAAAUCUACGAGGCAACCAACGGUUUCAGCUCAGAGAACUUGGUAGGAAGAGGUGGAUUUGCAGAGGUGUAUAAAGGGGUUUUGAGUAAAAGUGGUGAAGAAAUAGCUGUGAAGAGGAUAACGAGAGGAGGGAGAGAAGACGAGAGGAGAGAGAAAGAGUUUCUAAUGGAGAUUGGAACAAUAGGACAUGUCUCACAUCCUAAUGUCUUGUCUCUUCUUGGUUGUUGUAUUGACAAUGGUCUCUAUCUUGUUUUCAUCUUCUCUUCCAGAGGCUCUGUUGCUUCUCUCCUUCAUGGCACCAUUGGAGUGGGAGACAAGGUAUAA